AUGGGUCGAGUAGAUGCAGCUGGUUCCAAGGGGAAGAAGAAGGGAUCUACAACAUUCACCAUCGACUGCGCUAAGCCUGUAGAGGAUAAGAUCAUGGACAUUGCUUCUCUCGAAAAGUUUCUUCAGGAGAGGAUUAAGGUUGGUGGUAAAGCCGGUGCUCUCGGUGAUGUUGUCACUGUUUCACGCGAGAAGAGCAAGAUCACUGUUACUUCUGAUAGUAACUUCUCCAAAAGGUAUCUCAAGUACUUGACCAAAAAGUACUUGAAGAAACACAAUGUCCGGGACUGGCUCAGAGUGAUUGCUUCUAACAAAGACAGAAAUGUUUAUGAAUUGAGGUACUUCAACAUUGCUGAGAAUGAAGGAGAAGAAGAAGAUUAA
Lathyrus sativus (Indian pea) is the source of this 378-nucleotide messenger RNA. NCBI's taxonomy places the organism in Eukaryota, Viridiplantae, Streptophyta, Magnoliopsida, Fabales, Fabaceae. The record is from the annotation of a GenBank genome assembly.